Molecule: messenger RNA, 389 nt
Organism: Closterium sp. Naga37s-1
Lineage: Eukaryota; Viridiplantae; Streptophyta; Zygnematophyceae; Desmidiales; Closteriaceae
Source: the annotation of a GenBank genome assembly
AUAUCUUGGAAAUUGGGACGACGAGAAGGACGCAGCAAGGGCUCAUGACAGAGCUGCGAUUUCAAUUUUUGGGAGGCAAUGCACAACAAUCAACCUCCCCCUUUCAGAAUAUGGGGACGAGGUUCCAGUUUUGGAGAUGCUACCAGCUGAGCAAGUCAUUUUCUCUCUCAGGGCGGAGGCGAAGCACAGGCGCAGACUUAGCAAGCUUGCUAACAAGAAGGAAUCACCUCGAGGGAACCAGAAUGGUUUGCAUGCAACUUGUGCGGUUAAUGCCUCUCCUUGUUGGGACAGAAGGCAAGGCCACACCGCACCAUGCGAAGAAGAGGCGCAUGCAGAAUGGGCUGCACGAUAUGGGGAGUCUGCACAUGCCACAUGAGUCCUACAUGGAG